This is a messenger RNA of Phycomyces blakesleeanus NRRL 1555(-), 1795 nucleotides long. RefSeq lists its product as hypothetical. Bases 62 to 1684 code for a protein of 540 amino acids. The record is from RefSeq and is a predicted model, not a curated record. NCBI's taxonomy places the organism in Eukaryota, Fungi, Mucoromycota, Mucoromycetes, Mucorales, Phycomycetaceae. The transcript has 5 exons. Gene Ontology annotation, biological process: protein folding. Gene Ontology annotation, cellular component: chaperonin-containing T-complex. Gene Ontology annotation, molecular function: ATP binding; ATP-dependent protein folding chaperone; ATP hydrolysis activity.
GACAGCUUGACACUUGUUCUCCCACUCCUUCCUUCCCAUCAUAAACAAGUAUUGCAUCUAAAUGGCUUCGUCUGCCCUGAAAUUGAUUAACCCCAACUCGGAUGUUGCCCGACGCGGUCAAGCUCUCCAAUUGAACAUCACCGCUGCUAUUGGCCUCCAGGAAGUCUUACGCUCUAACCUUGGCCCUCGCGGUACCAUUAAAAUGUUGGUCGAUGGUGCAGGCUCCAUCAAAUUGACCAAAGAUGGAAAGGUUUUGUUGACCGAGAUGCAAAUCCAACACCCUACUGCUGCUAUGAUUGCCAAGGCCGCCACUGCACAAGACGAAAUCACAGGUGAUGGUACCACUUCGAUCGUAUUGCUUGUCGGAGAGCUUUUGAAACAGGCUGAGAGAUACAUCUCUGAGGGACUUCAUCCUCGAGUGAUUACCGAGGGUUAUGAUGCGGCCAAGAACGAGGCACUCAAGUUCCUUGAAACCUUUAAGACCCCUAAGCCUGUAGUAGACCGUGAAUUGUUGGUUUCUGUGGCACGUACCUCAUUGCGUACAAAGGUACACCGUUCGUUGGCAGAUACAUUGACCGAGGCUGUUGUAGAUGCUGUUCUUGCUAUUUACCGUGAAGGAGAGCCAAUUGAUUUGCACAUGGUGGAGAUCAUGAAAAUGCAGCACCGUUCCGAGAGUGAGUCACGACUUGUGCGUGGUCUGGUUAUGGAUCAUGGUGCCCGCCACCCUGAUAUGCCCAAGAAGAUUGAAGAUGCUUUUAUUCUUACCCUUAACGUGAGUCUGGAAUAUGAGAAGAGUGAAAUCAAUUCUGGUUUCUUCUAUUCCACCCCUGAGCAGCGCGAGAAACUGGUCGAGAGUGAGCGUAAACAUGUAGACGAUAAGGUGCGCAAGUUGGUCGAAUUCAAGAACUCUCUCUGCACUGGUGUCAACGCCAACAAGGGCUUUGUUAUUAUCAACCAAAAGGGUAUUGACCCUCUUUCACUCGAUAUCCUUGCCAAGAACAACAUUCUCGGUCUUCGCCGUGCCAAACGUAGAAACAUGGAGCGCCUCCAGUUAGUGUGCGGUGGUGUUGCUCAGAACUCGGUUGAUGAUUUGUCGCCUGAGAUUCUGGGUUAUGCUGGACUUGUGUAUGAGCAGGUCCUUGGAGAAGAGAAAUUCACAUUCAUUGAAGACGUCAAAGAUCCUUACAGUGUCACUAUCCUCAUCAAGGGACCUAACCAACACACAAUUGCCCAGAUCAACGAUGCUGUCCGUGAUGGACUCCGUGCAGUAAAGAAUGCAAUCGAAGACAAGGCUGUAGUUGCUGGAGCCGGCGCAUUUGAAGUUGCUCUUUCACAACAUUUGGUUGAAUUCAAAAAGAGUGUAAAGGGUAGAGCAAAGAUGGGUGUACAAGCAUUCGCUGAUGCUCUUCUCGUCAUCCCCAAGGUUUUGGCUCAAAAUGCUGGUUUUGAUGCUCAAGAUGUGAUUGUCGCUCUUCAGGAUGAGCAUAUGGAGGGACAUAUUGUUGGUGUAGAUCUCAAGACAGGCGAGACCAUGGACCCCAAGUUGGAAGGUGUAUGGAGCAACUACAGAGUUCACCGCCACAUGUUACACUCUUGCUCUGUAAUUGCCAGCAACCUUUUGUUGGUUGAUGAGAUGAUGCGUGCUGGUAGAACAUCGCUCAAGGGUCCUCAACUUGGCGAAUAAAGAUAUAAAUAAAGGGGGAUAAGAACAAAAAAAAAGAAAGGGCAAAACUUGAUUUUUUUUAAUUGUCCAUGAGGUGGCCCUGAGCCAUAACACUGCACUAUAAACAAGGAU